Molecule: messenger RNA, 3642 nt
Organism: Melozone crissalis (California towhee)
Lineage: Eukaryota; Metazoa; Chordata; Aves; Passeriformes; Passerellidae
Gene: RPH3A
Product: rabphilin 3A
Exons: 20
Coding region: 18-2060 (680 amino acids)
Biological process (GO): intracellular protein transport
Cellular component (GO): membrane
Molecular function (GO): small GTPase binding
Source: RefSeq, a predicted model, not a curated record
CUCUGGUGUGGCCGGCGAUGACCGACGCGGUGCUGGGCGGCUCCUCUGACCGGUGGAUGUGCCCCAGCGACAGGACCAUGUCCCUCCGAGCCAGCAGCGAGAAGGAGCAGCUCCCGGCGGGAUGGGCGGCGCAGCCCGAGCGGCAGCGCAAGGGCGAGGAGCUGACGGACGAGGAGAAGGAAAUCAUCAACCGGGUGAUCGCCCGCGCCGAGAAGAUGGAGGAGAUGGAGCAGGAGCGCAUCGGGCGCCUGAUGACCCGGCUGGAGGACAUGCGCCGCAGCGUGCUGGGCGACGGCGUCAACCGCUGCAUCCUCUGCGGGGAGCAGCUGGGGACAAGGGGCUCUUCCUGCGUCGUCUGUGAGGACUGCAAGAAGAAUGUGUGCACCAAGUGUGGGGUGCAGACCACCAACAACCGUCCCCAGGCCAUCUGGCUCUGCAAGAUCUGCAGCGAGCAGCGGGAGGUGUGGAAACGCUCCGGUGCCUGGUUCUUCAAGGGUUUGCCCAAGCAGAUGCUGCCACAGCCGAUGCCCAUCAGCAAGAAGGGACCCCAGACCCCGAGCGAGCCCCGCCCGGCUGAGCCGCCCGCCCCCGACCCCAAACUCCCCUCCCGGGCACCCACCCGAGGCCAGGUGGAUGCCGAGGACACCGAGGGCACCGAGGGCACAGCGGCCGCCCGGGGGAGCCGCAGGGUGGCCGAGGGCAGGCCGGGUCCGUGUGGCAGCGAGGACACCGCUGGGGACAGCGACAGCCGGGACUACGCUGAGAGCGUCGUCAGCAGGAGCCCAGGUGUGAAGAGAACCAACUCCGUGCAAGGCCAGCGGCCACCCCCGCCGGCCACCGCUGCAGCCACCGCUGGAUCUGCCCCGGCAGCGGCGGCACCCGCAGCAGCAGCAGCAGCAGCAAGGCCAGGUCCUGGGGGUCCCACCCGUUUCCCGGACAGACAAGCAAGCCCCCCAGAGACGGCCCGUGGAGCUGCCAGGGAGGAGCGGGGAGGGGGUUUGGCUGCACCCCCCGGCAGGGAGGAGAGGCCGGGCUGGCAGCCCCCUGCCCCCAGCCAGCCCCAGCCUGCAGCCCCGGCUCCGCAGAGGCAGCAGCAGCCCCGAGAGGAGGAGGAGGAGGAUGCCAACAGCUACGACUCAGAUGAAGGCACCACGCUGGGAGCUCUGGAGUUCAGCCUGCUCUACGACCAGGACAACAGCUCCCUGCACUGCACCCUCAUCAAGGCCAAGGGCUUAAAACCAAUGGAUUCCAAUGGCCUGGCUGAUCCCUAUGUGAAGCUGCACCUCCUGCCUGGAGCCAGCAAGUCCAACAAGCUGAGGACAAAGACGCUGCGCAACACUCGGAACCCGGUGUGGAACGAGACCCUGGUGUACCACGGCAUCACCGACGAGGACAUGCAGAGGAAAACCCUCAGGAUCUCCGUAUGUGAUGAGGACAAAUUUGGCCACAACGAGUUCAUUGGAGAAACCAGAGUUGCCUUGAAAAAACUCAAAGCCAACCAGAAAAAGAACUUCAACAUCUGCCUGGAGAGAGUAAUACCAACGAAGCGUGCCGGAACGACCGGCGCAUCCCGUGGGAUGGCUCUGUACGAGGAGGAGGUGGAUCGCGGCGGGGACGUGGAGGAGCGGGGGAAGAUCCUGGUGUCCCUGAUGUACAGCACCCAGCAGGGCGGGCUCAUCGUGGGCAUCGUGCGCUGCGUGCACCUGGCCGCCAUGGAUGCCAACGGAUACUCAGAUCCCUUCGUCAAGCUUUGGCUGAAACCUGACAUGGGAAAAAAGGCCAAGCACAAGACACAGAUUAAGAAGAAAACGUUGAAUCCUGAAUUUAACGAGGAGUUCUUCUAUGACAUCAAACACAGCGACCUGGCCAAGAAAUCCCUGGACAUUUCCGUCUGGGAUUACGACAUCGGGAAAUCCAACGACUACAUCGGCGGUUGCCAGCUGGGAAUCACGGCCAAGGGCGAGCGCUUGAAACACUGGUACGAGUGCUUGAAGAACAAGGACAAGAAGAUCGAGCGCUGGCACACCCUGCAGAAUGAGAACCAUGUGGCCAGUGAUUAAAGGGAGCCUCUGCCCAGCCCUCCCUGCCCUCUGCCACACCCCUGUAGGUCCCUGAUGUCCCCAAAGUCCCCGAUGUCCCUGGUGUCCCGUCUUCCAGUGCAGCCAUGCCUUGCUACAGCCUCUGAUCCCAGGGUCCUCCUCCUCCUCCUCCAAACCCCCUCCACCGGAAACCCCCCCAGAUCUUUUCUAUUCUCCUUUAUUUAUUUUCAGGUGGGGGAGGGAGGCUGUUGAGUUCUCCUGGUGUGUAAUUUUGGCAAGCAAUAGUUCCCUCCUGACUGUUCCCCCCUCUCUCUCCGUUCCCGUCGCGUUUCUGACGCUCUGUGUCCCUCCAGCCUCCGCUCCUCGCGUCUCCCCAUGGAGGAGAUGGGAGUGCUGGGCUUGGGAGCAUCAGCCUGUCCUCGCUUGUGUGAUCUCAAUACCUCAGUUGCAAUAAGGAAAAAAGCUCCUUGGCUUUGGUGUGGGUGUCACCGUUCGCCUGGUGUCCGUGUCGUCGUGGUUAGGCCAAAAAAUCCGGUGUCACCGGAGUCAUCCUGCGAGUCCUGCUUGAGCUUCACCUCUGCUCUGGCCCACCUGAGCAAUGUUGUGGCACAUCCUUUGCUGAGAAGAUCCACCACCAACACCAUGACAGCGACAAGGAGGGUUUAGGGAGCUCUGUGCUCGCAGGGGAGCAGGUUUGGGUUGGUUUUUGUCCUUUCGCCCGAGGAAUUCGGGGGCUCUGCUGCUGUAGGGGCCCAGCUGUGUUUUAGGGCUGUGACUACCUCCUCCUCACCCCUGAGCUGUGUAGUGGUGACUGGCUGAGCCCUAAAGGGGUCCUAGGUCCCCUCAGACCCCUCCUGCUCCCAAGGAUUUUCGGUUCCUCAGGAGGGAAGCUGAGGGAGCUGCUGCUUCCCCCAAAACCCCUGAUGUGUACAAGGAUUUUUGCUUUAAACCACCACAGCUCCUGGAAUUAGCUGGAACAAUCUGAGAUCUUCCAAACUUGGGUUGUUUUGGUUUGGUUUCCUUUCGUUUUUCCCAGUUUUCUGCACAAGAACCCCUCAGCCUGCACUUUAGGGAUGGCCUGGAGCUGUUGGAUCUGGUCUGGACAGCAGGAGAGCACAGACUCUGCAGCUGCUGCUGUUGCUGGGCUCUGGAACAUUUCCCUGGCUCUGGAACACCCCAGGCCCUGUGGAUAGGAGCACACUAAGCACUAAUGGAAUAUAUGGAAUUUUCUUGUCACACUGAGCAUGGUGUGUGAAACCUCCCCCUGCACCCUCUGCUGCUGCUGCCCUCUCUUUGAGUUGGAUGAAUUCUGGUUUUCCUGGUAUUUUCUUUAUCUCCCCCCAGCCCCAGCAGAACUUGCUGAUGUGCCCUGAGUGUCCCCAGCCCUGGGUGACACAAACCCCAGCCUGGCACAGGUUUCCCCCCGUCCUUGGAUCUCCAGGUGGGAAAAGCCAACCCAACCCAUUCCAGAGGGUCCAGACAGAGCUGGGAAUCCUCUUCCAUCACCCCAAGUGAUGUGAUGGUGCUUGGGGUGGAAAGGAAGAGGAUACCUGGAAAUUUUCCUCUUUUUCAUGGAAUUUUUGUGCCAUUCGGUGGCAUCCCU